UUCUUCUUCUUCUUCUUCGUCUACUCGUUGCACACUUCAUUUUUCUAUGACGCUCGCAUUGUCGAGGUUUGAGCAGGAGGACAUUGCAGCAGGCGUUGCAGCCAACCUGCGCUCGGACGGCCGCCUGCGCACCGACUACCGCCCGUUCACCGUCGAGAGCGGCAUCGUGUCCAACACAAGCGGCUCUGCUCGCGUCCGACUGGGAUUGACGGACGUGCUGGUCGGCGUCAAGGCAGAGAUUGGCGAGCCAGACCAAGCAAAGCCAACGCAAGGCCGCUUUGAAGUGACGGUCGACUUCUCGUCGACAUCAGCGUCGGCUGCGGCGUUCGACGACGACAACACAGAGACAGAGCUGGCUUCUGCCAUUGCACGGACACUCAAGGGCGUGGAUCUCUCUGCGUUGUGCAUUGUUCCAGGAGAGCAAUGCUGGGUGAUUUAUAUUGAUGCCUUGAUCCUUGUCGCGGCUGGUAAUGCAUAUGAUGUGUUGUCACUCGCUGUGAGGGCUGCUUUGGCAAACACACGGAUACCAAAGGUGGAGGUUUCGGACGAUGGCCAUGGGCGAGUCGAGCUCGAGGUCUCCGAUGAUCCUCAUCAUGUCACCGAGUUGGACAUUCGUGCCGUCCCCGUAAUUGUCACACUUUCCAAGAUUGGCGCAUUCCAUAUCGUGGAUGCAACCAUCGAGGAAGAGAGCUGCGCAAAAUCGCGUGUUCAUGUUGCCGUCGAUAGCAAGGGCGCCUUCUGCAUGGUCACCAAGGCCUCAGCAGGAGGCAUUGAGCCCCAGCUUCUCUUUGAUGCUCUUGAGUCCGCCAAGCAGGUCGGUCAGCACUUGUUAUCACAGCUUGAAGCAACUCUCAAGCAAGAGGAGCGGGCGCUGGCAAUGUUCCCCAACUCGCAGCGCGGAUUUUUGACGGAUUUGCAGAGUGCCACCUAAAUCAACCCGCUCAUUAGAUUUACUUAAUUGUGUUCUCGUUGAUACAUCCACAGUGCGACGAUUCAUAAAGUAGUUUUGAAUUGAUGUACAUGUGCCGCACAGGGGUGCCAAACGAUCAAACAGU
Messenger RNA from Capsaspora owczarzaki ATCC 30864, 1055 nucleotides. Its product is annotated as exosome component 7. Lineage: Eukaryota; Filasterea; Ministeriida; Capsasporidae. Gene Ontology annotation, biological process: nuclear polyadenylation-dependent mRNA catabolic process; U5 snRNA 3'-end processing; U4 snRNA 3'-end processing. The transcript has 6 exons. The record is from RefSeq and is a predicted model, not a curated record. The coding region runs from base 47 to 931 and encodes 294 amino acids. Gene Ontology annotation, cellular component: cytoplasmic exosome (RNase complex); nuclear exosome (RNase complex).